Molecule: messenger RNA, 14017 nt
Organism: Danio rerio (zebrafish)
Lineage: Eukaryota; Metazoa; Chordata; Actinopteri; Cypriniformes; Danionidae
Source: RefSeq, a predicted model, not a curated record
CCGCGCGUGCUCGGUCGAGCCCUUCCGUUGGCCGCACGCGUGCGCGCUCCGCUCAGGAUGCUGGAUUGUAGGUGAUGAUGGCGGAAGAGGAGCUGCGCUGAGUUUUCUCCCAGUGUUUAAAUACACCCCAAUCAGACGCUCGUCAGCAGAUCUCGUCUUUGUCCUCCGCCUCACACAGAGGGACUAUGGGGAAUGAAGCGAGCCUCGAAGGAGAGGGACAGCCGGGGCAACCGGGAGGCGCUGUCCCCGCGGCUGGAGCCCCGGCUUCCAUUUCAGCACCAGCGGGCGGCGGACAGCUCCACAAGCCGAGCAAUGGAGCGCCUGCCGGGGGAAUGGGCACCGGACACGGGCCGGGAAUGAACAGUAUCCAAGGCAAACCGAAUCAGACAGACCCUAGCAUGGGACCCAAACCUGGAGGUCCACCCGGUGUGGGACCCGGCCCUGGAGCCCCAACACAUCCUCAGGGUCCCAGUCAGAGUCAAGCCGCACGGAAGAACCUUCAGGUGGAUGUGGGCGGCAGCAAAGGCGGGCCAGUCUCUCCCGGAAGCAGCGCUCCCACAUCCCCCUAUUCUCUACCCCAGAUUGCACCCAUGCCCAGCAGCAAGCUCUGUCCAGUGUGCAAGACUGCAGAUUUGACGGGCACCACAGACGGCCAGCCAAACUGCAAUAAAUGCACACAGUGCCGCUCCAUGGUGUGCAACCAAUGCGGAUUCAACCCCAACCCUCACCUCACUGAGGUGCAGGAGUGGUUGUGUCUGAACUGUCAGAUGCAGAGGGCGUUGGGGAUGGAUAUGGAGACUCCACCAACCUCCCCGAAGCCCCCGCAGAAGCAGCCGGGACCCCCUGGUCCAGGUCCAGGUCCUGCAGUGGGUACCAAACCCACAGCCCAACCAGGUCCACCUCGACAGGACAUUCCUGCAAAGCCCAAAGUGUGCUGUCCACUGUGUAAGGCUGAACUAAACGUGGGGGAUCCAGCCAAGACACCAAACUACAACCUCUGCACCCAGUGCCACACUCAAGUCUGCAAUAUGUGCGGCUUUAACCCCACGCCUCACCUGACUGAGAAGAAAGAAUGGCUGUGUUUGACAUGCCAAACCCAGAGAGCAAUGUCAGGGAGCUUAGGGGAUAUUACUCCUCCUGUGCCACCAUCCGUUGGAUCUCCCCGACUACCAGGCCCAGCCAAUCAACAGCAGCAGCAACGAGGGUCCAGUCAGCAAGCUUCACUGAGACCAACUGGCCCUCAGCAGCAAAAGCCAGCUGGAGCCCAAGUAAGUGUUCCUUUCUCUCCAGUAAAACAAGGGGCACCACAAUCCAAGGGCCCCUCUCAACAAUUACCUGCAACUAAGACUGACACAAAAAAACAAGAUCAAGGAAAUAACAAGAAACAAGUUAUGUCCAAAACAGAAAAAGAUGGGGACAUCAAAGCAUCAUCUAAAAAGGGAACAUCGGAUAAAAAAGAUGAGAAGAAAAGUAGUGGCAUACAGAAAUCUAAACAAGAUGACGAUUCCAACAAGUCAAGUACACAGAGUCUGAGUGAUACAGGCUACUCCUCAGAUGGCAUUUCCAGCUCCCAGAGUGAGAUUACUGGCUUGAUCCAAGAAGACUCUAUGAAGCUCAAUGAGAGGGGGGUCACUGACCAACGCAGUCCCCCAAGCCCAUCUGAACUAACAAAACUGGAAAGUUCGAUGCGACCUCUGUUGGAAUCACAUACAGGCACCGGCCAAGGACAGCACCGUGAUGGAAGGGACAAUGCAGACCAACAGAGGCCUCGAUCUCUGUCCAUAACACAAGAUCAAGAAUUUGAGUCUGAUGAGGAAGCAUCAGAUGAUCUGAGCUGUAAAUUAAGACAUGAUUAUGUGGAAGAUAGCAGUGAAAGUGGACUUUCUCCAUUGCCACCCCGGCAGAAGAAGUCACAGAAGGAGCUAACGGAUGAGGAGUUUAUGAGAAGACAAAUUCUGGAGAUGAGUGCAGAUGAGGAAGAUACAGCAGAUACUGAAAGUCAUGUAAAGUCAAAAAGGAGCCAUAAACACAGUGGAGAUCUUGGAAAAGAGAGGCGUCGCUUGACACAGCAAUCUAGCAGUUUUGAAGAAGACUCUAAAAGUGCUGAUAACUACAAAUCUGCUGAAGCUGAUGACAUGAUGGCCUCACAAGGUGGUCUGAGACGGUUUAAAACUAUAGAACUGAAUAACACAAAUAGCUUCAAUCGUGACAUGGAACUCAGCACAGAUCAUGACCUUAGGGAGCCUGAGCUUGAGAUGGAAAGCCUUACUGGUUCACCUGAAGAAAGAUCACGGGGAGAAUACUCUUCAACCCUUCCUGCAACAACACCAAGUUAUACCUCUGGAACUUCUCCCACUUCUGUGUCAUCAAUGGAAGAUGACAGUGAUAGUAGUCCUAGCAGACGACAAAGACUUGAGGAAGCAAAGCAGCAGAGGAAAGCAAGGCAUCGAUCUCAUGGCCCAUUGCUUCCCACCAUUGAGGACUCCUCAGAAGAAGAUGAAUUGCGAGAAGAGGAGGAACUUCUGAGAGAGCAAGAGAAGAUGAGAGACUUAGAACAGCAGAGAAUUCGCAGUACAGCCAGGAAAACCAAAAGGGACAAAGAGGAACUGAGGGCACAGAGACGUAGAGAGAGAUCAAAGACUCCUCCUAGUAACCUUUCACCUAUAGAAGAUGCAUCCCCAACAGAAGAGCUCAGACAAGCUGCGGAAAUGGAAGAACUCCAUAGAUCAUCCUGCUCAGAAUAUUCUCCCUCCAUGGAUUCAGAAGCUGAAGGAUUUGAAAUGGGAUCAAAGCUGUACAAGUCUGGCAGUGAAUAUAAUUUGCCAACAUUCAUGUCUUUGUACUCACCAACAGAGAAAACAUCUGCUGUCUCUCCAUCUACAGCAGAUAAAUCAUUAAAAAGUGCUGAAGAGGUUUAUGAGGAAAUGAUGCGAAAAGCAGAAAUGAUGCAAAAGCAGCAGCAACGUGCACCAGGAGGACCAGGGCAACAAAACCAGGAAAGAAUGCUUCAAACUGACAAAAAACAGCAUUUAGAUUCUGGAACAACUUCCUUGAGUCCGGGUACAAGCCCUACCCAGAUCUCAGCUCCAGUCUCAUUCUCUGGAAAUGAUCCUUCAGGUAGAGGGGCACAAAGAAUGCAGUCUACUCAGAGUCAUUCACAAAGUCAAGUUCGAAUGAACAACCAAACCUCUAAGGGAGGCCAUAGUGGUUCCCCACAGUCUCAAAUUAGGCAGCCUGCUCCAACACAGCCUCAAGGAAGACCUGGAGUUCAAGGGACUGCACAGGGUCAAGUGCCUGAUCCCGGAGCUUCCUCUUUAACAUCAAAAAUGUUCUCAUAUUUCAAAGGAUCAAGUCCUUCAACAUCCCCCUCUACUUCCCCCACACACAGUCCAACACGUGGCCCUGCACCUUGUACUAUUUCUACAGUGGCACCCACUCAAACCUCUCAAAGCCCCCAUAGAUCUGGGGCACCACGUCUUGCAAGACAACAGUCCUCCCAAGAUUCCCCUGUUAUAGUGAUUACAUUGGGAUCAGGGACUAGCAGUCAAACCAAACCAGCAACGGUAAAUUCCUCCACUUCACCUUUAUCCUCUCCGACAAAAGAUAGCCAAAAAACAAUUUAUCAGACUCAACAUACAACAACAAAGUCACCCACAUCACCACAGAAAUAUCCAACCCACCAAACGUCUCAGCAUGUCUUACAAAGGGCACAGAUAUCAGAGCGAGUUAGUUUACCUGCAAGUACAGCCAUCUCUGCUGGUGCCCAAAGUAGUGGAUCUCUUCCUGCGGGAAACAUAUCCUUAUGUAGAAUCUCAACUGUACCUGGUACCUCAAGAGUUGUAGAGCAAGGCACUAUUGCUCCUGGAAGUAAUAUAGUGGACCUUAGAGCACCAAUGAAGCCUGCCCCAAUCAUCAUGACAGAUCAGGGUAUGGACCUAACAUCUUUAGCCUCUGAUGCAAGACGAUACUCGCUUGAUUCAGAAACAGCCCCAAGUCGUCAUACUGCUGUACAACCUCUUAUUAUGAAUCUAAAUUCACAGGCACAACCUCAGGUGACUACAACUACACCAACAACAGUAAGUGUCACUGUGGCAGCAUCUAUGUUCAUAUCACAGCCAAAGCAACCAGUUGUAUAUGGGGAUCCUUUGCAAAAUAGAGUCGACUUUGGCCAAGGAGUUGGAUCUGCAGUCUGUUUGACACAGAAUAGGCCACUAAUUACAGAUCCAUCCAUUCCAAAAAUUGAUGCAUGUCUGGAAAAUUUAGGCAUUCAACAGCAGCAACUUCAGAAACAGCAACAGAAGCUUCAACAACAACAAGAGCUCCUUGAGCAACAGCUCCAGCAGCAUCAUCAAAAUGCAUCUUUUGCUCGAUACAACUUAGCAAAUCAAGUACAGCCAAUACUGUUAAAGAAGGACUUGGUUGUGAGUCAGAACGCCAGUGGAGGUACACAAACAGCAGUUAGUUCUAUUGCCAAAAUAUCCCCGCUACCUCCACCACCAUUAUCAUGCUCCGCAUCUACCACACCCACACUUGGUCAUGACAUAUAUGGUGGAGUGGCAUUGGAACUAAAGAACAAGCCUGCUGUAAUAAAUCUCUCCACAGUGAAUCCCCAGGUAAUGAUGGUGCAGUUGGAAGAGAAUAGCACUCAGGGAGCAACAGUAACUCAACUUGUUAAAAGAGAGGAGCCUCCUCCACCAGUAGAUGUUCUAGAUCUCACAGGACAGAUAAAGCCAGAGAAUCAGUUAGCCUGCUGUGAUGUUGUCUACAAGUUACCAUUUGCUGGCAGUUGCUCUGGCCCUUUUUCUCAGAGAGGUAAGACGACACCAUCAGAGCCACCUGCAGAGCCAACACAAGUUCACGGGCAGCAGAGCCAACCUAUAAAUGAUGCUUACCAAACAGCAACUAUACAAGCAACUGCAGAUGAAUCCAAAUCCUUUACGUUGCCUCCUGCAGGACGACUUCCACCAUCUAUGUCAGACAAUAAUCUAGCAGGUUCAUCUCUCCAAUAUUAUCAGAGGACGGACCCUGGAGACCUAGCAGUGGAUUUAAGCACUAUGAAGCAGGCCUAUGAAGCAGGAUAUCUUGGAAUGGGUUCUCAAUAUGGGUCAUACACAGAUUUACGCCAUCAAGGAAGUGAUUCGGCUCCACCGUUACCUUUGAGAAGAUAUGGUUCAAUGUCGAAUAUAAAUGCAGAAUAUGGCUAUCCUCCACGUGAUCUUGGUGGUUUUCAAGAAUCUAAUCUUGCACAGUACAGCGCUACUACAGCUAGAGAGAUUAGCAGAAUGUGUGCUGCUCUCAAUUCCAUGGAGCAGUUUGGGAGUCGAUACACUAGCACUCCUGAGCUUCUGCAGUAUGGUGCUGGAAGAGGAGGCACAGCAGGUAGACUUAACCUUCAACAAGGACUAGCAUCUAUCAGAGCCAACUUGUUGUAUGGUCCUGAUGGCAGACCAACAGUACAUGGUCAAACACUUACAAAUUUAAUCAAUGCUAGACAAGCUAGUCUAAGAUCUUUAUAUCCCCCUGCUGGAAGAACAGCUGAUGGCAUGAUAUAUUCUACUAUUAACACGCCAAUAGCCUCCACCCUACCAAUCACCACCCAGCCUGCCCCUGUUCUUAAUCCCAUGUUAAGAGGAGCAUAUGGACCUUACACUUCAGGAGGCGUUACUGCUGUACCUCUGGCUAGCCUCACCAGGUUGCCUCAAGUCACCCCAAGAAUGCCUCUAAAUGCCCAGGCACCUUACAGAUAUCCUCCUCCAAAUCAGUUUUCAGCAACUGCUCCAGAAACUUUAUCAGGAAGCGUCCCACCUUCUAGUACAUCACAGGAAGUUCCAGUUUAUCUGGGAAAGCCUACAGCUCCUGGUAGUAUGUCAACAAAUGCAUCACAAAAAUCUAGUCAACCUGUUUCAAAUAUGGGCAUGCAAAGCAUACAACCAGCACAUACUAGUAUGGUAUCAGUACAAUCAGUUGUUAAUGCUCCUAUAACACAUAUGCCAGUAGACAGUACUACAAUGCAACUCCAAUCACAGCCUCAAACUCAAGCACAGUCAUUGGUCAAAGGUCAGGAACAGACUCAAGGCCAGCCUCAGACACAACCUCAACCACUAACACUGCCACAAAAACAAACCCAGGCAAUUACCCGAGUGUUUCCAGAUGCAUCUGCCAGUACAACGAUAACAACAUCUGCAGAUACUGAGAAGGAAAAAGAAGAAGAAAGAUUGCGACAACAGCAGGAGCAACUCUUGCAGCUAGAACGAGAACGUGUUGAGUUGGAGAAAUUGCGUCAGCUACGUCUACAAGAAGAGUUAGAGAGGGACCGCGUGGAGCUUCAGAGGCACAGAGAGAAAGAACAUCUACUCAUGCAGCGGGAGAUUCAAGAACUUCAAACCAUAAAGCAGCAGGUACUUCACCAGCAACAGGCUGAAAGGGAAACCCAGCUUGUAAUGCAAAGAGAGCAACUGGCACAGCAAAGGAUGCAGCUUGACCAAAUUCACUCUCUACAACAACAACUCCAGCAACAACUUGAAGAACAAAAGAGGCAGAAAACAGCAGCCAUUGAAGCAGCAGCAGUGGCAGCUGCAGCAGAAGCGGCGGCUGCUUCAGCAGCAGCUGCAGCAGCGGCUACAACAGCUCAAGGUGCAAUGCAAGGUGUGAUGGUUGGUGGAACUACCCCUCAAACCAUUUCAAUUAUCUAUGACCAGAGUGGUAGAAUUAUUCCACAAGAGGGCCAGAGUGUGCAGCUUUUGCCAUGUGCUGAUGGACAGGUGGUCCAGGCAGUGGUGUCCACUAGACCUUUGCCCAGCUCUUCUUCAGAGAUGUCCCUUAAGAAUAGUGAAGAACACGGAGAUCGGAUUAUGAAGAAGCAAAACUCAAUGCCCCGUUUGAGGAAUGGGUCAGAGGAUGAGUCUGUAAAGAGAAUUGCAGAUUGCAGUGUCCAAACUGAUGAUGAAGACGCAGAGGACAAACUCAUGUCUCGCCGUCGCAGAACUAGACGUAUAGCUGACUGCAGUGUCCAGACAGAUGAAGAGGAUCAGGGUGAGUGGGACAAUCAGCCAAUACGCCGCAGACGUUCAAGGUACUCAAAACAUUCUGAACCAGCUGCAGAGACUAAGAGUGAUGCAUCUAAAUCUAGUAUUGCCAUUCAGACCACCAAUGACUCUUCAUGUCAGACUGAGUCAGACCAGUUGGGUAGAAUAUCUCCAGCUAUACACAUUACCAUGGCUGAAACAUCAAAGGUUGAACUCCUUCACUACAUAUCUGCUCCAGAAAGAACCCAUAAGGGAGAGAGUUUAGCAUGCCAAACUGAUCCAGAGGCACAAUCCCAUGGAGUGGUUGCUCCUCAGCUCAGUGUUCCCACUACUGUUAGCCCCUAUUCCACCAGUCUACAACUAGUUGGUGCCACACCUACCAAAUUUGAAAGGAGAAAGCCAGACCCAUUAGACAUCGGAUACCAGCAAGCUCAGCAGCAAAAUGAAUCUCCUUCACGUCAGCCACCCAAAUCUCCACAAGUGCUAUACUCUCCAGUAUCUCCUUUGUCCCCCCAUCGUAUGUUGGAGACUACCUUUGCUUCCAGUGAGAAACUCAACAAAGCACAUGUGACUCCCCAACAAAAAGCCUUCACUACAGAAUCACCACAGAGGCAUCAGACUAUUCCAAGGCCCAUAAAGAGUGUUCAGCGGUCAAUGUCCGACCCCAAGCCUCUCAGUCCAACAUCAGAGGACCCAGCCAAGACUAAAUUCUCCCUAUACCAAAGUCAAGCCAGCCCAGCGAGUCAGAUGUCUGCCUUGCAACAGCAGAACGCAAUGAUGAGAAAGGUGAAGAGAACUCUCCCAAGUCCUCCUCCAGAUGAGUCACCUUUACCGAUUAUGACACCAGCAAUUCCCCAUAUAUACAGUUCCCCUGGGGUAUCCCAAAGGGUUUUGCCACGUACUGCACAGGGUGCAAUGAAAGCAGGCUUGUUGAGUGAACUAAAAGCCGUAGAGCAAGAAUCCACCAAAUUACGUAAACAACAGGCUGAGCUAGAAGAAGAGGAGAAGGAGAUUGAUGCUAAGCUACGAUGUUUGGAAAUGGGCAUCACUCAACGCAAGGAAACCAGAGUAAAAGAGAGAGAGAGGCGAGAGUUGGCAUACUUGCGAUGUAUUGGGGAUGCACGUGACUACAUGUCAGACAGUGAACUGAAUAAUUUGAGAUUAGCUGGGGUAGCGCCAGGCACCUAUGAAGAAAAUGGAAUGCUGUCACGUCCAAGUACAGCUCCUCUCAGCCAGUUUACUUCCGAUUUGAAUGCAUCUCAGUACCCUCCUACCUCUUCAUAUGUUCCAUAUCAAUACCCACAGCCCCAACCCACACCCACGCAACCACCCACUGCCACCUAUCAGAUUGGGUUUCAGCCAGCACCAUACCCAACCUCCUCACAGCCCCAGCCUGGAACCUUCCAACCUCAUCCUCCUCAACCUUCAUCUUAUCAAACCCCAGGGCCAUACCAGACUCAUAACUAUGGUCAGCCUACUUAUGAGUCUGACCUUGGAUUACAGCAACCCAGUCACCAGGGAUUCCAACCACCAACUGCACCUUUAGCAGGCCAGACGCUACCUUAUCCUGCACAAAGCAUGUCCUUCCAACCUCAAGGAGACAUGCUUUCAGCCCACCAAAGGCCAAGGCAAACUUCACUAGCUGAUCUGGAACAAAAGCUACCCACAAACUAUGAAGUGAUCAGUAAUCCUUCAAUUCCAGUAGCAACAUCAGCUCAAGAUACUGGAUUCAGCGGUGUCUAUUCCUCACCAUUAAAUAAUGCUUAUGGUCAGUAUCGGCCCUCUGAUCAACCUUUGACUGAACGUAUCCCAAGUCCUUCAUCAGGAUAUGGAACAGAUGGUGUCUAUGCCACAAAUCUAGAACAAAACAUCCCCAGAAAUUAUGUCAUGAUUGAUGAUAUCAGCGAACUCACAAAAGAGAAUAUGGGGUCCUCUGAUAUGGCACGGUUAGGUUAUGGAAGUGAGAAUGGCCCACGUGGACCGACUUAUGGUGAUGGUUCUGAGAAUUUAUAUGGAAGAACUUCAAACACCUAUCAAGGUGGAGUCGACAGCCAUGGACACCCAAUCACCUCUGGAAGUGGUGGUUCUGGUUAUUAUUAUGAUGACUAUAAGCACUCUUCACGCAGCAGUGGGGGAAUGGGCAGCCAGAAGCACUCAUCCAAAAAUCUGGCACCUGCUGUUUCGUCCAAACGUAGCAAACAUAGAAAGCAAGGCAUGGAGCAAAAAAUUUCCAAGUUCUCUCCAAUUGAAGAAGCUCGAGAUGUAGAGUCCGAUCUCGCUUCGUACACUAUGACCACAUCGACUGGUGGUAGUUGCACUGUGGUGUCCAGGACUGGUGUGAAAAAAGGCUAUGACCAGCAGAAGUACUAUGGAUCAAGGGAGGCAUUGGAAGAGGAUGAUCGCCUCUAUGGCUCUGGACGAUCAAGGUCCACAGGUUAUGGUAUGGAUAAAAUUUCCUCCAGAGACUCAAGUGGCUACCGAAGUAAGUCUUAUGAGAGGGAUGCUAUGGAGCGAUCACAAAGGGGCACCCAUGGUCGUAGUGGCCGUCCUUCUAUGCGUACACAAAACUCGGAGGAAGAGAGCCCUCUGAGUCCUGUUGGAAAGCCCAUGGGAAUCGGUCGUGGCUCUGUGCCAGAUGAUGUACGAAAUCAGUAUGGCUCCAGCCAUUCGUUACCAGAUGUACAGGACCACCAUAUGAGGGAUAUUCCUAAGAGUCAUGUAUAUAAGCCAGAUGACCCUUACCUUGCAGAUGACAUGCACUGUGCUGUUUCAGACAGUGAAGCCUAUCAUUUGGGUCAGGAGGAAACAGACUGGUUUGAAAAACCACGCGAAGCUCGUUCUAAACACCAUGGGAGUGGAAGUCACUCAUCUUCUAGCAGGAGAGGCAAUGUAAAGCACACUUACCAUGAUUAUGAUGAGCCCCCUGAGGAAGAUCUCUGGCCUCAAGAUGAAUACGGACACCAACGGCAUUCCUCUUCCACCUCAUCUCGAGAACACCGUCACCAUGGCAGCAGUUCAGGAAGACACACCUCUUCCCGUCAUACCACAGAUGAUCCCAGGUCAUCUCGUUCUUCACGAUCACAUCCAAAAGAUCCUUCCAUCCGGUCAGAUGGGCGAACCACCUCAUCCUCAACACAGAAAAGAUCCUCAGAUCCACGAUCUGGCAGCCACCGAGACUCCGGAGAAUAUUCUCGUGAUCCAUCAGGCCACCACCAUGGUUCAAGUGGACAAAGAGGCCAGAGACAACCAGGUUCAUCCAGGAGGCAGGAGCCCUCUUCAGGUUCGAGGCCACAGCAGGGUCUUGGAGAGCAGCAACCGCAAUCCCAGCAAGGACAGCAGCGAUCAAGUGCUGGCCAGCAAGUGUCUGCCAAGCAGACAGGUUCUUUGCCACCUGAGACAGGGCAGCAAGGACAACAACAAUUGGGACAGACAACCCGUACACAACAGCAGCCACUACAGCAUCCUGGACAACAGCCAGCGACCACAAUGGGAGCAAGUCAGCCCACAACCACAGCUGCUGGUAUGGGAACAGGAACAACUCAACAGCAGCAAUCUAAGCCGGGUCAGGCUCCAGCACAGGCAAGACAACAACCAGGAGGACCACCCACUGCCCAGCCAGCUGCUGCUAUGGCCAAGUCUGACAUAGCUGCACCUGCUCCUGCUCCUGCUCCUGCACCAACUCCUGCAGUUGCAAUUGGAUCAAAAGCUGCACCACAGGCUGCAAAACCACCCCAGAUUCCUGCCACAGGAAUUGGUUCAAAGGCAGCACCCCGGCCAGGGGGUAUAGGUAGUGCUGCACAGCAGCCUGCCGAAGGGGAAAAUGUGCUUACAAAGAUCCUGCAGGGAGGAGCAGCGGAACAAGCUGGAAAAUUAGGAGAUGCUGUGUCUGCUCUCGGGAAGAAGUUUACUUCAUUUUGGUGAUCUGCCGAUAGGAAGGUGUUAGUUGGGGUGACUUGGGCCUAGAACUGCAAAACCUAAGAAUCUGUAUCUGCCAUUUAACAUCUUUAGCUGAGGGUGGGGUACACCUGAGGACACGGAUACGUGUCAACCCUUGAAGUUUCAAUGAAGCGUUAAGACGAAAUCCCAAACACCAUCUAUCCUAUGAAAUCAACCAAAUCCACCAAAAACGGAGGCGUAAUCUCUCUUCCAAAGUGUUUUCAGUUGCUGCUGAAGCAAUUGCAAUUCUCAAAAUGCCAAACUGUCAGUUCUUUUUGAGGUUUUUCCAGACAAUUAUGUCUUCCCUCACAUGACAUAAUCUGUGCUCAGGUGACCCUCCCUGUUCCCGAAACAGCAUGAAGAUGUCAGGCAGCAGCAGGUCUUAGCUUUUUGCAGUUCUAACGAAGACUUCAAUGCCCAGACUCGAAGAGACCGUAGCAGUGAAGGAGAGCGACUAUCUUACAAAAGCUUCAAACAAACUCUGUAAAAAAAAAAAAAAAAAAAAAAAAAAUGUAUGCUCGAUUUCUAAGAUCUUGACAUUCCAAUAUGGCGAUGAUUGACCCUCUCUAUGAAUGUUUUUGUUUCUUCCUUAACCUUUUUGUCAAGUGUGUAAUGAAUGCAAAUGUGUAAACCGUGGACAUGGAAUGCACGCACAAAAAAUAUAUAUAUGUAUACAUAUAUGAGAUAUAUAUGAAUCCAUAUCUAGAAAACUUUUCAAAGUCUCUAAGGGUGAAGCCAUGUGCACCUUGUGUAAAAAGCUGGUUAUUUAACAUAAAACUAUUGGUGAAGUGCAGAGGUCAGUAAUAUCAGAAUGUUAGCAUAGUCGUGUCCCUCUUUUAUUUACCAUUAAGCCAUUGCUACCUUCCCCCAGAAUACCCUAAGUUUGCAUUUUUGUUGGCGUUAGCUUAUCAGUUUUGCCUAAUUUUAUUUUAAAUUACGAGCCUUACUAAAAUUUUUUACUUGUAUACCUCACACAUUUUUUUAAAAGUCAUCCUUACUUGAUUUAUUUUGCACAUCUGUAUACUGCUAAACAUGUACAUAUCUCUUGUUAACACUCUGCUUAUGUAAGAUAUUGAUUUGUGUAUUUAUGGAUUUAUAUUUCUGGUAUUGCUUUGUUUAAUGUUUGGUAUUAUUAUUUAUAUCUUUACAUAUUUUUUUCUCAUCAUUAUAUUGAUUAACUUAUAUGUUUUUAUAUAGUUUUGUUUAGUUUUUUUUUUCCUGAAGCAAUAGCAUGCUAAUCCGUACAGAGCACAAUAACUUUUGCUGAAAGUGAUCCGCAAUCAUUCAAGUUCCUCAUUACAGAUCUGAUUGUCAAACAUAGACAGGUAAAACUAAGUUUCUACAAACCCCAACAACCAUACACCCAUAUUAACAACCCCCCUCCCCCCAACCAAAAAAAAAAAAACACACACACACAUUAACCAGUUAUGUACAUCCACCAAAAGGGUUUGAUCCAAUUUCAAAUAUUCUAUGCAAUAAUCCAUGUAAAACCAUUCCCACCGCGAUAUCCAUCACCGACACAGAAUUACAAUCGGUUCAAAUAUGAAUAGGGACAUGUUUGUAUUUACCUUGUAUGUAUGAAAAUAUCGAACUACUAGAUUCCUUUCAUUUUCUUUUUGUGGCAUGUUUAUGAAAGCCCUCGUCUUCCCUAGUUUUCAGGGAAUCUGUUGCCAAAGGGUUAACUGUGUGGACUGUUGGUCUUGGACAUCCACCAUCUCUGUUGCUUGCAGCAUGAAUUCUGCUCAGCUCUCUUUGGCUCCUUGUAAUGCUGUCAUUCGCUCUUCGUGUCUGCAGUUUGAUCGGGCGACAAGACGGGGCACACAGCUUAUGCACUCGUUAUUUCGUCUCCUCCAACUGGAAAUGUCAUUGUAUGUCGCGUUUGGUGGCGAAUGUUUUUCGUGUUCCUCACACCGGAAUCAUGGUGAAUUGGUCAAUAUAUAAAGAAGAUAAAGAUGAGCGCUGCUGACACAAGAACACAAUGUUUUCAGUGUUUCAACUUGCUGUAAACGUGAUCACUCUACAGUAUGUAGCAUGAAUUCACCUCCAUGCCAUCUAUAUGAAAAUCAGGGCAUGCACGUUGAAAGCACAAUCUGUCCAUCGUCAUUUGAGUUCUGUAGGGCCUCAUUGGUUUGAAUGUGUCAUGAGGUGGUAGAUUCGAGGGGAAUCUUUUCCUUUUCGAUACUGGAAUGCUCUUUAGUCAAUCACGACUAUGACUAUCCUGAAGAAUAUGAAGUCUUUUUCAUCACCGAUACCAUGGAGAUAUUCAAUAACAAGUGCAUGAGCCAAAGUUGCCACCACAAAAGCCGGCCACAGUGAUAAGAUAGAAAUACGCAAACACUGACAUAUCCACACAAACAGGCAUGUGCACGCACACACACACACACACACACACACACACACACACACACAAACACACACAGACUAAAUGUCGCUGUAAAUACUGACUUUGGUUAUUUUGUACAGUGUUUAAAUAUCAUGAGUAAAAUGAUGGCCGUCUUGUGCAACUUCACGCCGGCCUUGCUGCCAACCUUUUGUGCUUUUGUGUAUAAAAGAAUAAUGAUGAUUAUUGUUAUUAUUAUGAGGGAAAAAAUAUCAUAGUAUAUAUGUUGCUGGCUCUCAAUGACUGUUGACUACAGUGGAAAAAAAAAAAACGAGAAACGUACAAUCUGGUCUGUGUAGGGUUUCUAUACAUAUUGUGUUUGUUAAAUCUGAAUACAAUGGAAAUUAUGUAAGUGGCUUCCAUCAUGACCGUGCCAGAAAAAAACAGAAGGUUCAGUGAAUAAGCAGAUGUGAUAUGAACUCAGUCAGGAAUCGGGGGAAAAAACAAGAUGAAACUCCAGGAAAACGCUCUCACGAAUGAAGAUUCACUCACUGUUGUAAGUGCAAUGGGCUAAAUGUGAGUCCAGUAUUCAUUGUGAAAUAUUGUGUUCUUUUCAAUGUAUUCCUGUUAAAAGAUAAAUUUUGGUGCAUCAUGUCAUGUAAUGUGAUUAUGAAAAUAAUGAACCUGCAAAUUGUUUCCAGACUGGAGAAGAAUAAAGUCAAAAAAUGACAGUUUA